Alternaria infectoria is the source of this 2130-nucleotide messenger RNA. RefSeq lists its product as uncharacterized. The transcript has 3 exons. The coding region runs from base 1 to 2130 and encodes 709 amino acids. NCBI's taxonomy places the organism in Eukaryota, Fungi, Ascomycota, Dothideomycetes, Pleosporales, Pleosporaceae. The record is from RefSeq and is a predicted model, not a curated record.
AUGGCUUCACAAGCUCCCAACCAGCCGCGCCCUUACCCAGGCAACUACCUCCCUAAUGGCGGCGCUCCCGGCGGUCCCUCAGGCCCAGCGCCUGGAGCUGUCCCGCUGCUCCCCAACCAGGGCCGCGUGAUCCAGCAGGGAAGCGUUCGAGUGCUGUGCAUUGCAGAUGUCCGAGGAAACCUGCAAUCGCUAAACCAGCUCGCCGCCGACGCCCGCGCAAACUACAUCAUCCACACCGGCGACUUUGGCUUCUACGACGACCGCUCGCUCGAUCGCAUCGCCGAGAAGACUCUCAAGCACGUGGCACAAUACUCACCGCUGUUGUCAGAUGCAGUUAAGCGCUCUAUUGCCACAGCCCCUCCGCAACCGCCUAUCAAGGAGCGCUUCGCACGGGAGCACCUGCCACUCUCAGAACUGCCCCUCUUCCUCAACAAGACAUACACCCUGAACGUGCCAGUAUACACCGUGUGGGGUGCUUGCGAGGAUGUUCAGGUCCUGGAGAAGCUGCGAUCGGGCGAGUACAAGGUGGACAACCUGCACAUCAUCGAUGAGGCGCAUUCGCGGCUGCUCGAUGUAGGUGGCGUCAAGCUGCGCCUGCUCGGUCUCGGUGGCGCUGUCGUCAUGCACAAGCUCUUCGACAAUGGCGAGGGCAGGACGACCAUUGCAGGUGGACAGGGCACCAUGUGGACUACCCUGCUACAGAUGGGCGAACUGGUCGACACAGCCAACCGCGUAUACGACCCGACCGAAACCCGCAUAUUCGUCACCCACGCAUCUCCCGCUCGCGAAGGCCUGCUCAACCAACUGUCCGUGACGCUCAAGGCCGACUUCUCCGUCUCCGCUGGUCUGCAUUUCCGCUACGGUAGUUCUUACAACGAGUUCAGCGUUAACCCCACCCUCGACCAUUACCGCGGAAAGCUCGCUGCAUCCAAGGCCUCCUUCAACGAUGUUUGGGAUACAGUCAAGACUGAAGUCGAGCCCGCGGUCGCUGACAGCGAAUCUCAACAACGCCUGCUGGCACUGGCACUUGACAUAGUAAACAAGAUGCCAACCGUAGCCAACGGCGGCAACCCAUUCGGUGGCCCUGCUCCCGGUCCUCAGAGCGGCCAAAUCGACGAGAGCGCUUUCAAGAACAUGUGGAACUUCAACCUUGCGGAUGCUGCUUACGGUUGGCUCGUACUGGAUAUUGACAAUGGCAGAAUCGGUACUGAGAUGAGGGCCCAAGGUUUCAACUUCGCUCACCGAGGCGGAAAGGUUGCACCUGGCCAGACUCAGCCCGCAGCUGCGAACACUAGCACUGGUCCCCCAGCUGCCGUGAACCCCAGCCCCUCCGCGCAGCCAUCGCCUGCCCCAGGUCGUUCAGCCGGGCCACCAGCGAACGCUCCCCAGCAGCCCCGCCCUGCCGUUGCGACCCCACCGGUUCCUCAACAGCAGAAGCAGAAUGCCGGCCAGGCUGCACGGACCGGACCCUCGCCCGCCCCUGCUGCUGCACCCAAGGAGUCCGUCAAGGCCGCUACACCCCAGCCUCCAGCCAACAACACGGCCGCCGCUGAAAAGUCCAUUCCAAGCGAGGUCAAGCCCAAUGGCACCGGCGCGCCAGAGAAGGCUACAUCCCCAGCUCCCCGGGAACCCGUCGAGCGCAAGGAGAGCAAGGGUCUCUUUAUUGCCGGUGUAAAGGAUGAGGAAGAAGCCAAGGGUCUGCUCGCAGAGGAAGACAGGUCCAAGGUCGAGAAGAUGGAGAAGAUCAAGCACUUCUUCGUCGCCCACUUCGCCACCUCGCAGGACAUGCACGGUGCGCUUCGUCGCGUUGCGGACGAUGUCAGGAACGCUAGGGGCGGCCCAGACAACAAGACCGUCAAGGUGUACAACGAGCGCGGCCCUGGUCCCAACCAGCCUAGGUACGGAGCCGGCAGCUGGCAAGCCAGCACCCGUGGUGGCGUCUCCGGCGGCGGCUACCGAAGUGGAGGUGCCUCAGACAGCGAGGGUGGUCGCGGCGGUCGCGGAGGCCGUGGCGGUGCUUCUCGUGGUGGACGAGGUGGCGAGCGAGGCGCACGCGGAGGCCGCGGAGGAAGGGGAUCAUUCAGAGGUGGUGAAGGUGCUCCCGCAGCAUCAACAGGAGGCGAGUCAUAA